Messenger RNA from Myxocyprinus asiaticus (Chinese sucker), 4920 nucleotides. RefSeq names its product cordon-bleu protein-like 1. Bases 310 to 3651 code for a protein of 1113 amino acids. The transcript is spliced from 14 exons. Lineage: Eukaryota; Metazoa; Chordata; Actinopteri; Cypriniformes; Catostomidae. The record is from RefSeq and is a predicted model, not a curated record. Gene Ontology annotation, molecular function: actin monomer binding.
UGAGGAUGGCAUGGCUGGCAGAGCCUCGAUCUUACCCAUCGUGCCAUGACUUGAAUAUGCGGGGCUGCCGCCUCCCUCACUGUUAAAUCGGAACAGAGAAGCGUCUGUUGACUGGGGCAGGACUCUGGAAAAUAUGGUGGGAGUUGCAGAAUUUUAAGUCCCAUAGGAGGGUAACGGGACAGAAGUGAUGCAGAAAUUGUAGAGAGAGAACACAGCGUUGCGUUAUGACAGGAGAGAGGCUUUUAAACCAAACCUGCUGCUGCUGAAGUUGAUAACUGUGAUGAUAUUGACGUUUUGGCAACAAGACUGAUGACAGUUGACGGACGCGCAGAGCAUCGAGGGCGAUCAAGUGCCAGGGAUUUCAGAGCCGCACAGACUGCCUCAGGAAUGGAUGGUAAUGCACACAGCCGACCACCUGACCGAAGGAGAUCUUCGAAGAACAAAGCUCCACCUCCUCCUCCGGUUCUGAAAGGCCUGGAUGCUCCUCUGCUCUACCAGAAACUCUCAGAAUCCUCUCAUCCUGCCAUGGAGCAGAUGGAGAACAAACUGGAGCAGGAGCUAACACUGACUGUGGUCCUUCCUGGAGGAGUGGAAAAAACCACUGUGGUGCAUGGCAGCAAACCUAUGAUGGAUCUGCUGGUCACGCUUUGUGCAAAGUACCGCCUGAAUCCCUCUGGUCACACCAUUGAGCUAGUCACCAACAACAGGAACCAUGUGAAGUUCAAACCCAACGCCCUCAUCGGCACCCUAGAGGCAGAGAAGAUCUUGCUCAAACCGAAAGGCAUGGACGAUAAAAGCAAAAAGACAGGACCACAGAUGCCAGAGGCAACCGUACGAUUAGUGAUAAACUACAAGAAAACACAGAAAACCAUUCUCAGGGUGAGUCCACGGGUUCCUCUACGAGAACUGCUGCCCGCUAUCUGCGAGAAAUGUGAAUUUGACGUGCACACCACAGUUUUAUUACGAAAUGUCCACUCAGAAGACACUUUGGACCUGAGCAGCUCCCUCAAUGACCUUGGCUUGAGGGAAGUGUAUGCAAAAGAGAGCAAAGUUAUUAGCCCUGUAAGUCCUGUAAGUCUGCCACCUUCUCCUACUCGCUCAGAAAUAAUUAAUCAUGGAAAAGACAAAAUACAGAAGGACAAGGAAAAUAAAGGACUGUUCAGCAUAUUUAGAAAAGGAAGUAAGAAACAGUCAGAACAGUCAAGGACCGUGAGUGCACCAGCAUCGCCAGUGCAUAGAAAACAGAGGCCAGUCAGCAUGAGUUCUUUAAGAACUUAUUCGCCAACGUACGAUUCGAAAACCAUGCCCUCGGACAUGCCAAAGAAAAGAGAAAAGAGAAGAGCCCCAUUGCCACCAAGCAUGAUGUCACAGAGCAUACCAACUGAUCUCAGUCAUCACCAAGGCAACGCUCAAACUGUAGCGCAUCCUGAUGGCAACCAGCAUAUGGCCCGUUUGAGCCGCGGAUCUUCGACAGAUUCGUCCUUCAAGAGUUUGUCCACCAAGCGAAAGGCCCCGCCGCCCCCCACCUUGACCAGCGUCGCCCCUCAUGAUGAAACUACACAGGACAAAGACUUGACAGAACCUGUGCUGGUGUCUCCACUUGAGGAGAUCAAAGAACAGGAAGAAGUCUUCAUGAUAACAGAGGGUCAGGCAUGCCCUUUAGAGGACGAGCACCUGAAAGAUGACAGCAGCUUGAAUCUGUCCUCUGAGAUCUCUCUGGACUUAAGCCAAGCUGGGACCGCAUCUCCCUCGCAAGAGUCAGAGAUUCUAGAGAGUGUAUCACCACAUGGGACGGCCAGAGAUAAUCCAUCAUGUAACCUGUCUGCAGAUGUAGAAGUAGCUGAGAGCACCAUAAAUGAAGAGUUAAAAUCAGACCAGGCUGUGAGCGCUCAUGUCCAAUCAGAAGAGAUGGAGCCCCUGAAGGAGAAGACAGAAAAGGCGAAUCAAUCUUCUCAAAGUGGCCCUGUAUUAGAAGAGGUUUCAGUGAACGCCACAGAGACGGGUGCAUCUUUGUUCAACACGCCUCAAAGGUCCGACCGCGGCAUUCAGACUUUGCACACUCAUACAGACUUGCACGCUCAGUGCCUUGAUUCCAACAUGGUCACUUUGCCAGCAGUUCCCAAGUCUUCACCUGAGCCAAGCCGUUCGGCUCACGUUGAAGACCAGACACAGAAAACCAACCCUAGUGCAGUCCACCUUACUCACACCGAGACGCAAACGCAGACAGAACCUGAGACUCCCCCUAAUGAACCAUUACCUAGAUUUUGCACUGAACCUCUUAUGAUGAUCUCCUCAUCCUCAUCUGGGCUAAAGAGAAACAUGUCCACUUCCACAGAAGAGCUGCAUGUUCCUCGACCCCAAACACCUACAAUUCAACCCUCAAAGGGUCCAGCGUCAACACCAACCGCCCCUAAAGCAAGUACUGUACAGUAUUUUGCAGAUGUCGAGCCCAAACCCAAACCAUCCAAUGAACUGACACGUGAAUACAUCCCCAAAGUGGGCAUGACCACCUACACCAUUGUCCCUCAGAAGUCUCUAGAAAAGCUACGAUUCUUUGAGGUCGAACUAACUCUGGAGCCACGCAGUGAAGGGAGCGUUAAGAACCUGGACUGCAAACCAGAAGCAAAAAUUGUUCCAGAUCAAACGACAAACAUCUCACCUCCACCAGGCCACCUUCCCCAUUUCACGAAUGGGACAGUCGCUCUUAAUGGCCAUCAGAGUGUCUCCAGAAAAGCCACUGAGCUUUCACAGACAAUUCCACUAGUUUCACCCACAGCCACCAUUUCCUCGCCCUCGUCCCCAUUAGAAGAAACUGAUUACAUCGUUAAGGAGAAGAAGGCUCCACCCGCAACAAGACCCAAACCAGCUUCAUUCCGCUUGACACAGCACAAACGAGCUCCUGGGGAUUAUGUCACCUCCGCGGCUGUACGUAGAGCGAGUGUUGGCAGCACAAGUAGCAGCAACAACACCUGUAGCAGUCCGGCAGCUAGACCAGAGGAAGCUGCAGUCAGUCUGCAGUCCGAUGCAUAUAUUGUGACUGCGCUUGACAACUUUCCCCCUCCACCACCACCAGUACAGUGGGACAGAGAGGAGCAACAUGCCGAAUCAAGUAAUGUUCCCCUACCUGAGGUCCAACCAAAGCCUAAACCCCUUUUGAAAGGCGUCGAGGCUUCAAGUGAUGUUACUCUACCUAUGGUCCAACCAAAGCCUAAACCCCUUUUGAAAGAUGUGGAGGCUUCAAGAUUUCCACCGUACUCUCUUCUGUCUCAGCAAAAGAGUCUUCCCACAAAUCCCACACCUUCAUUGAGUCUGGAGAAGUUGAGAAGCUUUGCAGCACCCAAACCUUUUUCGCCCACAUCAACUUCUCGUUUUGCCCAAGCUGUGUUGUCUGCUGUGAAGAGAUCCCAGUCUCUUUCCCAUCAUCAUUUGGAACAGUCACCACACAAGCUGCCUGUUUAUCAUCUCUCAGCACAAAGCACAAUUAGAGAGUCACCUGAACCGCCAACAAGUAAUGUGACAGACAAUGGAGAAGGACGCAUGGAGGGAUAUAGAGAGGCCCCAUCACAAACAGCAGGCCCUGGCGACCUAGCGCCGAGCUCCGCCCAACAUGGAGACAUGGGAACAUGUAAGAUUGGAAAUACUCAGCCAUAAUUACCAGGGUCUGAAGCAUCUGUAGUGCUGUCUCCCACAUUGAAGGGAAUAUCGGAAGCCGUACGCUCUGUGGAGGAAUGAAGCAUUCUGACUAGCCUGAAUUCACUCGGUGCCUUCAUUAACGGAACUUCACUGAUUCCCAAACAUCACGAAAAUCUGCCAUCUUCACAUUUCUUUCUCUCACCUUUAUUCCGGAUCUGGCCAGAACUGCGUAGAGCGCAGUUUUCCACUUUGUAGCUACUUCACAGUGUGUCACUUUCUACGAUACAAACAUGCCUUAAUGAAAAGAUUUUGUUGAUUGAUCAACUAGCGCAGAGAGAUUACUUUAAUUUGACGCUGAGCAGAUACGUGGAGGAGAUGUUGAUUUCUUCUAAUUUAUUCUACAGAUAGCUCAGAACAAUUUUAAUUACUAUCUGUUACUUUGUUUUUGUUUUUUGUUUUUGCCCAGUAAAAGUAGCAAAUCUUAUUAAUGUUAUCAAAGUUUGAAAUGUAUUCAUUUGAAUAUUGUACGGUUGCUUUCUGACAUUAUGAAUGGUGUAAAUGUGCAGAUUCACAGAAAAUGUGCUGUUCUAUUUUGAGGCCUUUAUUUUGUUUAAAUUAUUCUGUGUAGAUUUGAUUAUAUAAUUAUCAGCCAAUGAAAAAUUUUACUGAAAUAUCCCCAAUUCUCUUGCCAAACAUUGGUACGAAGUGUAUCGUUGUUACUUAUGGCUUUUGUUCUUGAUCAUAAAUAAUAAUACAUUAUUGUCAUUGUUGAACAGGUCUUUGGGGCCCAACAAACUUUUAAACAAAGCUUUUGCCAAGACAGAAGACACUGGUCUUAUUUGUUGUUUUGUGGAGAAUACUGCUGUAAUAUCUGAAAUAAACUCUCCUCUUUUCUCUGUAUCAUAGUAUAACAGACCUUUAAAGUUUGAGCCCUCUGAUUGUGUUAUUUAUGGGUAAAAUUCUGAUCCAGACAUUUUGAAGCUGUAAAGCAUCACACUAGGCUUUGAUCUUGCGAAAUUCGGAUCCUGCAAUGAAGGACAUAUUGGCCAGCAAAAUAUGUUUAUAACUUUAUUGAGCCGAGAGGUCAGUGUGCGAUGUUUAUAUCCUCAAUUGGUCAAAUGUUCUCUGGCUAUCCAAAUGAACAUUUUUACGCACCAUAAAUUAUAUUUCUUCGCAUAAGUUUGCAUUUCUGGGCUCCCAUAGCACAAAUUCUAGUGGGAACGUAACUUUAGGAUGUCAAACGAUGCAACGAACACUUACUUUGAAAUACAAUGACUGAUUACUGCA